AUGCCGUCUGACGCAAAGAAACGAGCACAACAGAAGAAAAAGGAGCAGGCAAGCAGCAGAAAUAAGAAGUCCGUUGCGAGAGUUACAAACGACGAGAACGGUACGACGGCUAACGGCAAUGACGCGAAGGAUCGCGAGAUUACCGCAGAAGAGGCAUUAUGCCUUAAAUUGGAAGCCGAAGCCAAGAUGAACUCGGAGGCGAGAUCUUGCACCGGCUCUUUGGCGGUCCAUCCUCGGUCAAGGGACGUCAAGAUUGCUAAUUUCUCGAUCACAUUCUAUGGAAGUGAGCUCCUGCAGGAUACCCUGCUGGAACUCAAUUGCGGCCGAAGAUAUGGUCUCGUCGGGCUUAAUGGAUGUGGCAAGUCGUCACUGCUGGCAGCGUUGGGUCGUCGUGAAGUGCCGAUCCCGGCGCACAUUGACAUCUUCCACUUGACGCGCGAGAUGCCUGCCUCCGACAAGACAGCCUUGGAGUGCGUCAUGGAGGUAGACGAGGAGCGUAUCCAGCUGGAGAAGCUCGCGGAGGAACUCGCUCAGUCUGAAGAUGACGAGGCUCAAGAGCAGCUGAUGGACGUCUACGAUCGGCUGGACGACUUGAGCGCCGACACGGCAGAGGCACGCGCCGCCAAUAUCCUCCACGGUCUCGGCUUUACGCGUGAUAUGCAACAGAAGGCCACAAAGGACUUUUCAGGAGGUUGGCGCAUGCGUAUAGCGUUGGCUCGUGCGCUGUACGUGAAACCACAUCUGCUGCUCCUCGACGAACCGACCAACCAUCUUGACCUGGACGCCUGUGUGUGGCUCGAAGAGGAACUCAAACACUACAAACGCAUCCUCGUGCUGAUAUCGCACUCGCAGGACUUCCUGAACGGCGUGUGCACAACAUCGUCCACAUGA
Arctia plantaginis is the source of this 891-nucleotide messenger RNA. The record is from the annotation of a GenBank genome assembly. Lineage: Eukaryota; Metazoa; Arthropoda; Insecta; Lepidoptera; Erebidae.